UCGUGAUGUCAGCCGUGACUCUGGACUGUAGAGCCACGAAGAUCAGAGACUACAGGUCCGGGUCUUUCACAGGGAGAGGUGACGCCCUGAAACAAGGCGGGGGUGAUUCAGAGACCGGGAAGACAGACGGGUUGGAGCUGAGUGCAGGGUGGUCUGUUAAAGAGGCAUCUGUAAACACUGCUACUCAUCCAGCACAGUCUGAGCCAAGUCCCUCAGCCAACAGCAUACCACAGCCGGGUAUUUCCAAAGAUGGAAAUGAGCUGGGUUUACCUGAGGAGGAUGUUCCUGCUGCAGAUUUAACAGAAUACAACAUGUCCAUGGGACGCAGCGACAGUACAGAUCUGCAGAGCUUUAACGCAGAGCCUGAAUACUCGGUUUGCCAAAGACCUGAGGAUGGAGAUGAAGCCCCAGGACAUCAGCUGGUGCUGAUGCUGGCUCAUAAUCAGAGCCAGGCUCAAACGGAGGGCGAUAGAUCUGUGAUACCUGGUCCCAGCCCGGCGUGUGCGCAAACACUUCCCCGUCUGGAGGGACUCAAGAAAGAGGAGCAAAGUAAAGUACAUGAGACGGCGUGUGCAGUGAAGGAUUCUGCACAAACCAGGAUGAUCCUUCAAGGUUCAUCAGUGGCCUUCACAGACCAACCACAUUACUGCAUAUCCUCUGGAGAACUGGCUUUCGCAUCACCGCCGAGUCAGCCUCCACGCGUGACCUCUGAUCCCUCACAAGGGUUUAGCCAAGUCCAACCAAGUCCACGAUCACCGGCUCAGAACGCAGAAUCAAAUCCUGCAAGACCGCCUCCAUCGCCGCAGAGUUCAGCCGUAUCUGCUGCACAGAGUAAAGUGGCUCCGUCUCACACCAGGGAUGUUAGGAAUCCAUCUCAGUAUGAACUCAGGGAACCAGACCACCAGAGCUCAAGAAACCCCAGUCCCUACUCAGGUGGACGCCUGUCCUCCAGAUCCUCCUCUGAAACAUCCAGACAGGAGGAGGGAUCAAACUUUGCCUUUUCCAACCAUGACCAGGACAAAAACCAAACCGCAGCCAGCCUCAGACGCUCCUCCCCUUCCCCUGACAGAGCUCGUCCACCCUCCUCGCCAUUCAAGGCCGUUCCAGAGUCUUCCCCCAUCCCUCUCUCUCAUGAAGAUAACUCCCUGGACUCUCGCUCCAGGGCUCUUCCCUGCUUCUUGCCAACUCUCUCUUCAGGGAUAGGCUCCCAGAUUCAGGAUUCUCAGUCUUCCUCUUCUUGUAGGUCUUCAUCCGUAAGAGCAGGUCCUCCAUCCUCCCCGUCUCCUCUCCGCUCUCCUGCAUGCUCCUCCCCAAUCACUUCCUCCUCCGCUUUCAACAGGUCUUUAGCGGCGUCCUGCAUCAGUCAGUCCAUCAGUCAGAGUUUAGCGAGAAAGAACAGCACCCUGCCACAAGCCCAAACCAGCAGGGCCAACCAAAACCCCUCUCCUCAUGUACGACAGCGCUCUCCUUCCCCUAAACUCCCUCCCUGUCAGCAAGGCUCCAAAGAUGGGUACCACCAUCCAAAGAGUCCGCCAUCCUCUCCCUGGUCCACCUGCCCUUCUCCACCUCCUCCCUCUCUUUCCCAACGCCCCCCUUCCCCGUCUACGGGUCAACUUCAUCGUCAACCUUCCUCCCCUUCCCCUCGCUCCUCGUUCCUGCACGCCAAAACGGACUCAGCAAAGAACGCAAACAACAACAACAACUUCAGCUCAGGGGGCGUCACCGCAGGAAGAAGCAACGUAAGCAACGCCGGCAGCUGCAGAGUGAGCCGUACGGUCAGCAGUGCGGGUUGUUCGGCGAGUUCGCAGAAGGCGCCGGUAGCGAAUGGCGGCACCAACGCCGCGUUUAUGCAACAAUCCCAUGAUCCUCUCUGGUUGGGAUCCCACAACCGUGUGGCUCGGCCUUUUUCUGCGUCUGAACCCAACUCAAGAGUUCAGUCCCCGUCCCCGUCUCCCUCCCCGACCACUCCCUCGUUCACUCGCCUCUGCUCCCCUCCUCCUCCUCCUCAGCACAACUACUCCUCCCCCAUGGCACAGAAACCUCCUCACCCCCGGAGCACACGAGUCGGAGACGGGAACCCCCAUAACCCACUUGGUCUCACUUUGGAGCUCUCCAGGGCGGCGUCUUCAAGUUCAGCGUUUGGGCAGUCCCCCUCGUGUCUGAGCCCUCGGAUCCUGUCCCCUCCUCCGAUUGGCGUGUCGGUGAAUGUUUGGACGAAUAAUGUCGCAGCACCUCAACCCAGACACCCUCGACACGCCCUCUCCUCUCCCUCGCCGUCCAAUUCUUCCUCUCUAGGCUCACCAACACAGGAGAACGCCUUUUACCCCACUUCCUCCUCUCCUAUGGUGUCGCUGCGUAGUCCCAGAGCCUCCAGCCCCCAAACAGCCUCUCAAACCCUACGCAGGUCUUUCUCCUCCAGCCUGGCAGAUCGGCCCCCAAGCCCAGCCAGGAGCACCUCCAGUGGAGCGCGCCGCUCUUGGGCAGACAGCAGUCACAGGUCCCUUGGUUUUGCUGGGAGUGGCCGGGGGUCCUUUGACCAGCAUGAGUCCUGUCCAACCAGUCCGAGGAGUGGAUGGUCCUCCUACAGCAACUCACCGUCCUGCCUGAGCCCUCGCGCUGGGCUUCAAUCCCCGCUCUCACCCAGCAGGCUCACCCCGGGGAAGGGCGCCCUCGGGGGUCAGCAUUUCACCAGUGUGCCUUGGCCGGAUGUUCGAGAGCUUUCAUACAAAUAUAACGGAUCUGAGAGCCUCGAUGGAAGCCCCUCCUCGCUGUCUCAAACGCUCCUCUCCUCUCCAGCAGACGGGCACGCAGCUUGGGGCGACCUUGAGCUAGAAGAGGGUCACUGUCGCAGCCAGCUGAUCUGCGCUUACGUUGCCCGGCCUGCCUGUGAAGAAAACCUCUCCUCCUCCGGCAUGACGUCCCCUCCACCUGUCUCCUACCCCCACCACAACUACCAAUCCCCGGUGAAGACACAGCCUCAGGUCCAGAUCGACAUCACAACAACAACCCCAGCACCUUCAGUCUCUUCCCCGCUGGCCUCAACAAGUGCAUCCCCGAUCCCCUUUGCACAUUCGCACCCCUCCAAACAGGGGAACCAGAAGACCAGCUACGCCACGACAGUCAAUCUCCAGAUCGCAGGAAGUGGAAGAAUAACUUCCUUCAGCACUGCCCAAGUUAGCCUGACCCAAACCCUGCAGGGGGGCGCCGGAGCUGCGGGACAGGGUCCGGUGACGAGGAGAGUCAGCAUCAACGGACUUUCGCACAUCCCUUCCCCGAUUCAUCAGAGCUGUGACAGACUAUGAGAGACGGGAGACUAUCCUCGCAUGGCAUUAAAAGACAAGAAGGGGAAGAGAGACUGAGGGUGAGGGAAAAGGCGUCAGUGAGGAUGAUCGUGCAACAUCGUGAACGAAAGAACUUCCUCGUACGUUGAAGCACGGGGCACUUGGAAUCGCGCACACCUGAGGGACACGAUGAAUGUCGUCGACUGUAUUUGAGGAUGUCUAGGAUGUCUCCUUAAAGAUGUUACGUAAGUUGAGCCUUGGUGGCUUCUGGGAAAGCUCUGCACCCAAAGAUUCAACAAACGACCUUCCAGUGAUGGAGCGUCGACCUGCACCAAGCUCUUCUGGAACCGUUUAAAGGAACGUUGUGGAGUGAAGAAUGGUUUCCCUCCCUUCUGUUGGUGCUCUGGACCACGUCUUCGAGGGAACGUUUCACUUCAGGCGUGUUUUUAAAACCAUCACAGUAACAAAAUGUAUUUCUACUUUAUUCUCACUCGUCAUUUUUCUUAUAAUCUGUUAAACAUACGUUGAUGUCUGGCCGUUCAGGCCGGUGUUUAAAUCCUGGUUAUUAAUAUUCUGUUUUUUUAACCAUCUUAUUAUUUUAUUGUUUAUUUAUGAUGUUAGUUAUAUUCUCUGUGGCACUUAUUAUCCUUAAAGUAAUGUUGGUAUUUUGCACAGUGUCCUCAGCUCUUGAGUGCAUGCAUUGAAUGUUUGUUUGUGCGCGUGUGUGUGUGUGUGUGUGUGUGUGUGUUUGUCUAAAAUGACGUGUCUUGUCAAGUUUUCAUUUGACUUCAGACCAAGCAAAUAUCUGUGUGGUUUUUUUAACGCUGAGUUUGUCCCCAUAUAAGUGUUCCCAUUGGGCCUCAUUCACUGAUACACGCGUAGAAAUGUUCUUACUCUGCAAAUAGAAGAAGUGCGUACGCAAAAUCAACGUCGGAUUCAUGACACGUGCGUACCAGACAGUUUGGUUCUCACCGCCGUGCGUAUAUUAGUCAAGUCAAACUUUAUUUAUAGAGCACAUUUUAACAACCUCAGUUGACCAAAGUGCUGUACAGAUAUUAAAAUACAAUAUAAUC
Molecule: messenger RNA, 4354 nt
Organism: Notolabrus celidotus (New Zealand spotty)
Lineage: Eukaryota; Metazoa; Chordata; Actinopteri; Labriformes; Labridae
Product: proline-rich protein 36-like
Exons: 3
Coding region: 6-3302 (1098 amino acids)
Source: RefSeq, a predicted model, not a curated record